AAAAAAUUUCACCACAAUCCAGUUAAUAAUAGUGUGUGACUGAAAAAAAAAACAUUAAAUAGCACUAAUUAAGCAUGGAUAGUGAAUUUAAAGAAAAGUAUGAGAAAUAUAAAAAGACUGUCAAGAUCUGGGAAUAUGAGUUUAAGAAAGAGAAUCACAGAAUUCCAUCAAAAUUGGACAUUAAAGAUGCACCAUAUAAUGUUAAGCAAGCAUAUAAGAUGUAUUAUAGAAUGAAGACAUCAUUUUUGAAUGAUACUCUCACUGAUAUUUUGGACGAUGACAAUAAUACUGAAGAACAAAGUUCAGCUGAUUUCUUAGAGAUAUCCUAUAAUAAUGCAUCGUUUAUGGAAUCUAUGGAGAAUUCAAUAUCAGACUCUAUUCAUGAACUUUUAGAUCCAAAAAAGAAACUUCCAGACUCAUAUACAAAUAAAGUGACUAAACAAACAAGUCAGGACUUUGAUGCAGUUAGUCACGAUGCAAACAAUGAAGAUGUAUGGAAUAAAUCUCUUAACAAACGUGUGCCCGUUAAAAAAGAAGAAUUGAUGAAAAAACCAGAUCCACUUAAAAAAUCGAGAGAAUCAUUCUCAUUAAAAAUGGACAGUUCUACAGUAAAGGCACCAAGAAAUCCAAGAAAGGCUCUAUCCAAGACAUUUUCAGCACAAAGUUUGGAAUCAGAAAAUAGUCAAAAAUUAGAUACACUUCCUGAUUUGGAGACAAUUUUGUUGGAAAAGUCACGAUCAUCAAAACCUGUAGAAAUCAAAAAACCUGAACCUAAACCAACAGAAAUGGAAAUAAAGACGUCAAUUGAUUGCGAGUGGCUCAAUAGAAAUGCUCCAUCAACUUCUAAAGAAAGUGGGGAAUUAACAGUCAAUUUCUCUACGUCAAGCUUCGGUUUAUCAAAUUUGAAUUUAAAAUCAUUUGAUUCUUCUAUGUCUAUUGGAAAGAUUGACUCAAAUGUUGAGGCUACAUAUCACACAGCUGAUUUAUCAGAUAGCGAAUACAUAGAUUCACAUGAAAACUUAAAGACUGAAAUUUUGCCAAUAUCAAAGAAACGUCGACUGUCAAUAGACAUUAAGCCAACAGAAAAUGUGAUAAUAGUUGAGAAAAUAGAAAAAAAUAUCCAAGAAUUGCCACAAAUUAAGAAAAUUCCAGACAAGCCAAAAAGAAAAACUGUUCAAAAUAAGACUAAAAUUAUUCCAGAUAUUGAGGAAGAAAAGACAGUUCAAGGAACACACUUUGAUACUGACGACGAUUCCGAUAAAGAUCCAACAUAUGCAGAGAAUAAAGAUAUUAAGGAUAAAGAAGCAUCGCCAGAACCAGUUGUAAUGAAAAGAAAGAAAAGUUUAAUUAAAAGAUCAAAAGAAGGGAUUAAUAAAGUCACAAAAAAAGCUGCCAAGUUGCUAUCUAGAAAUAAGACUAAACAUGAUCAAACUGAUGAAAAUGAGCCAGAAGAAGAAGAACAAAUUAACUUUUUUGUAGACACAGAAAUAAGCAGCAUAGAAAACAUCCCAAGAGUCUCAGAAAAGGAAUUAAAAGCAACUGAGAAACUUUUUGGACAAUUUGCAUUACAACAUAACAUGGGAGGAACUAAAAAUGGUGAAAAUCCAUCAAUUGACUUGAAAACAAGGACAAAGAAGGAUGCACUACAGAAGAAAGUCUCGUCUGGUACCUUAAAUGACAAUUAUGUCCGAGUAAAUCUAAAGAAAAAAGUUUUCGUACGCGGAAAAAAAGCAUUCAACUUUAGUCGAUAUAAAAAAACAUUGUGGAAGAAAAAAAAGGCAGAAGAUUUAAAUGAUAUGAGAGGAUGUGAUGGAGGUGUCUUAAAAUGUCACAGUUGCGGUGGUGUUGGACAUUUUGCAAAUCAAUGUAAGCAAAAAGGCGACAGUUUACUUCCUGUUGAUGCUCAUAUUGAGGAUGAAUCUCUUUUGCCCACUUUGAAACAAGCUUCAGAAAUGGCAAAUGAUCAGAAAUUACUAGCACAUGCUAAUAGGCCUAAAUCUAUACCAUCAACGUCAAAUGAAAUUUGGAAAGAAAAUGGAACCAGUGAAGAAGAAAUGGAUCUUGAUGAUGACAUAGAAUUAAUUGAACGAGAAUUAAGGACCGCAAUUGAUAAGGAAAAUGAAAAUGCAAAUAUAAUAUUCAAUAAUAAGAGCUACAUUGGACAUAAAGUUCCUGACGAUUUCCUUAAGAAAUGUGAUUACUUUAAUGCUAAUACAGCAAGCAAGGAUGAAAUUAAGCCAUACUAUGAACUUGAUGAAAACGGAACUGUUCCUGCUGAAAUUCCAAAAGAGGUCUAUAAUGUCCUCGAAAGUUUUGGACAUAAAAAUUUCAGAAAAGGUCAAGAGAAGGCAAUUAUGCGUAUUCUUUGUGGUCAAUCGACGUUAGUGACUUUGAGUACUGGAAGUGGAAAAUCUUUAUGUUAUCAACUUCCUGCUUAUUUAUAUCGUCAAAAGUAUCAUUGUAUUACGCUUGUUAUUUCACCAUUAGUGUCAUUGAUGGAAGAUCAAGUUCAUGGAAUUCCAGAUUUCAUCAAUGCUCAAUGCCUACACACCAAUCAAACUCCCAAACAGCGUGAAAAAGUAAUGGAAGAGAUUAAAAAUGGAAAUGUAGAAAUUCUUUUAGUAUCUCCUGAAGCUGUUGUAGCUGGAGAAAAAUCAACUGGAUUUGGGUCACUUUUAAAUCAAUUGCCACCGAUUGCUUUUGCAUGUAUUGAUGAAGCGCAUUGUGUCAGUCAAUGGAGUCAUAAUUUUCGUCCAUCAUACUUAAUGAUUUGUAGAGUCUUGAGAGAAAAGUUGGGUGUAAAAACAGUUUUAGGAUUGACAGCUACAGCAACUUUACAAACUCGAAAUAGUAUAAUUAAGCAUCUAUCAAUUCCUGAUGGAUUAAAUGGUGUUAUUAGUGAUAUUCCACUUCCUGACAAUUUAGUUUUGACUGUUUCAAAGGACGUAAAUCGUGAUAAAGGAUUACUUCAAUUACUUCGUAGUGAAAGGUUUAAUUCUCUUCAAUCAAUUAUUAUCUAUUGUACUCGACGUGAUGAAUGUGAAAGAAUUGCUGGAUAUUUAAGGACAUGCUUACAGGAUGAAAAUAAAAAGGUUGAAGAAACAAAGACAAAUAAGAGAAAGAGAACAAAAUGGGUUGCUGAAUUCUAUCAUGCAGGAAUGCCAGCAUCAAGACGUCGAACAGUCCAAAAUGCAUUUAUGGGAAGUGAUUUAAAAAUUGUUGUGGCUACAAUUGCUUUUGGAAUGGGAAUCAACAAAUCUGAUAUUCGUGGAAUUAUUCAUUAUAAUAUGCCAAAGAAUUUCGAAAGUUUUGUUCAGGAAGUCGGUCGUGCUGGAAGAGAUGGGAAAAUUGCUCAUUGUCACGUUUUUCUUGAUUCUAAAGGCGGAGAUUUAUCGGAAUUAAGAAGACAUAUUUAUGCAAAUUCCAUUGAUCGUCAUGUUAUCCGUAAAUUACUCCAAAAAGUCUUUGUUCCUUGUUCCUGUAAACAACGAAGUCAUGGAACUAGCACUGAGAAUGAAAAUGGUAAAAGAGUCUGUCCAGGACAUGAAGUAUGUUUUGCAAAAGAACAAACUGUACAAGCUUUGGAUAUUCCUGAAGAAAAUAUUGAGACAUUAUUAUGCUACUUGGAAUUACACGAAGAUCGUUACAUUAAGGUUUUAGGAAAUGCAUACACAAUGUGCAAAAUAAUUUCUUAUAGUGGACUUAAUUAUAUGAAACAAAUGGCUAAAUCAUGUCCACCAUUAGCGAUGGCAAUAGCACUUGAACUUAAAAGAGGAAAAAGUCAGGAAGAAUUGAGUUGUGUUGAAUUUUCAGUUGUGGAUGUAGCAUCGUCAAUUGGAUGGGAUAGUGGAGUUGUUAAAUAUCAAUUAAAACAAUUAGAAUGGACAGUAAUUAAUGGAAUGAAGCGAAGAUCACCUCUAACUGUCUCAUUCUCAGAUCUUGGAUUUCGUAUUCGAUCACCAGGCGAUUUAAGUGAUUCAGAGCUUGAUCAAGCCUUAGAUUCUUUAGAAUUUCGUACACAAUCGCAGGAACGAACUCAGGUUGUUCAGCUUCAAGUGAUUUAUGAUUCGUUCAAUUCGAUAGCAUUUCCGAGUUUUUCAAAAUGUUCCGAGAACAAGGCUGAGUAUAAGGAAUCAGAUGAACUGAAAAGUACAAUUAGAAAAUAUUUCUCAACAAAUUUACCAAUGGAUGUGGAAAUAACUGAGAAGAAUGAAGAGACAGCUGAUGAACAGAUAGUCAGUGAUAUUAAAACAAUGAUUCAUAUGUAUCCUGAGAAUAACUUUAGUGGACGAUCCCUUGCAAGAAUAUUUCAUGGAAUUUCGAGUCCUGUUUAUCCAGCUGUCAUUUGGGGACGAUGUAAGUACUGGAGAGCUCAUCUUAUGAUGAUGGAAAUAGAUCCGAUUUGUGAGGAAACAACUCUUUGGUUCGAGUUUCUAUUAAAACCUGAAUUACUUGAGAAGCAAAUGACAAAUCAGACAAAAUCACUAGAAAUCAUGUCUGAAUUUCUGAAUAUAAUUCCUCCAGAAAAUGGACAGCAAACAAACGACAUUAAUUCACCAGAUUCUGAUUCUUUGUCCAAAAUUGAGAGCCUUACAAACAAGUUUGGACGUAAGCAGUUGGCUAUUAAAAUCCUUGAACUUAAACUAGCUUCUUGUGACUUUAUUCAUUGGAACUUGGAUGUUAUUGAAAAGUACCUACCUAUUUCGAAACAAGUACAGUUAUUGAGUGAUUUAUGCAGUAUAACUUCAGGACGCUUGGUCAACUUACCACUUUCAUUAGUUCAUGAAGUUCCUGUAUCCAAUGAUGGGUCAAAAAGUGCUUUAAGCUUUGCCUUAACUAUAUAUCAUCGAUGGCUUCUAAGAGCUCAAGUCUUGAAAGGAUCAGCUGUGAAAAUUAAGCCAUAUCAAGCAGUAUUAACGCCACAGGAUCCAAAUAUUUGUGCAAAUUCAGACGAUAAGUUUAUUUCUGGAUUAGAAUCAUUCACAACUACAAGCAUUGAGUUCCUCAAUGGAAUCAUAACAGAUACAGAACCGUUUAAAAUGCCAAUUUUUGAUUCCUUUGUUCCACUUGAAGAGACAUCAAUAAGUAGAAAUGACAUUUGUAAUGGACAAAAGUUUGAUAAAUUUGCUAUAAUCGGUAAAACUGAGUUAAAGGCACAAAUCUACUUUGAUCUAUGCUCAUACUACAUUUUUACCAAAAAGUAUGACUCUGCUAAGGAAAUGGCAACACUUUGUAGGAGCAACUAUGAAAAGCUUCAAAUAGAACUGAAGGAAAAGUCCACAGAAGCACGAUUCUGUACUGUAAGUGACGAGAAUCUUAAGGGAUAUUUAUUAGCUUGUGGGAUUCUUCAGGAAGGAAAUCCAUCAUUAUUCCAACGGUUUAAUGACUGUACCUUAAAUGAGCUCAAAAACAUUGAAAUUAUAUUAAGUGAGGAUAAUUAUAGGAAGGAAAUUCCAUUUAUUCAUCGAAGAGCACUAGAAGGAGACCUUGAUCAACAAUCUAAUGAAUUCAUUAAAAUAUUGGCUCUUAAUUCAAUUCGUUAUAUCUUGGAUAGUACAAAUAUUGUCACAAAUGACAUUCCUUUCCUGGUUCUCAGAAAUAAUGUCCAAAGGAGUCUGUUGCUUAAAUAUUUCAUUCAGUACUCGAAUGAAAUCAUCCCAAGCAUGUCACUAUCGGAUAAGAACAAGAUUAAAACUUAUUUAACCAACUUCCUUGUUCGUUUUCCUCCAAUAGAAAUUGAAGUUAAGGAUUCAAAGCUAUUUAGCAGAGAUGAGCUUGAUAUGCUGAAAAAGCAAAAAACUAUCGAUAGUAAAAUUGAUCUAGCUUCGAUUGGAUUACAACAGGAAUGGAUUAUUCCUAGUGAUUCAAAAAUACAGAAAAUAAAAGUUGCAGAUUUUGAGAGGAAACUUGUGGCAAGCACAACAAGUAAGCAAGUCAGGAAAUAUCUCGUAGAACUUGCAAAAUUCAAUCCACAACAAUCAUUAUGGUCGAUAAAUCGAAACUGGUAUUUGCCAAAUGAUUUGCGUGUUGUUGUUCUUAAUCUCAAAAGAGGAUUCCUUCAAGAUUUUUCGUAUAUCCUUCUUGGAAAAGUCAAUGAGAUGGUUUCGAAGAAAGACUUUGUUGCAGCAUAUGCACUCAUAUCGGAACUAAAGAAUGAAGCCAAAAGGGCUGAAUGGUCAAGCGAUUCGAUUGUUAUUAAGCUUGGAAAGCUACUUGAAUGGGAAAAAACCAAUAUUCAAAUUUUAAUGAGACUAGAUUCAGCAUGGCCAAAAAAACCACCGACUUUAAGAGAACAAUGGACAGUAAAAUUCAUUCAAUUGACGAAGACAAUAACUAAUGAUAUGCCACGACUCGAUAUUAUUGAGAAUUGUUUAAUUAUGCUACUUAAUUUGAAUGAUUGGGAAAAUUGUGUCACAUUUGAGGCAAAAAGAAGUUCGAUGAGUGAACUUUCAGUGCUGUUUGCCAAGACAAUGAUUGAUAUACAGCUUGACGCAAAAAUUAAGAAUACAAUUCCUCGCAAACGUGACGUUUGGGACUUUUUAUUGCCAAUUUUCAAUAUGAGUAAUCAACAGCAACAAACGAGUAUGAAAAGAAAUCAACAGAAUAGACGAUCAAGUGAUUCGCCUGCUAGAUUUCUGAUGGGAGCAAUGAAUGUAUCAAUUUUAAAACAGUUCUUAGAGAAGAUGAGAGAUCCAUUCAUAAUAUCGAUUUUACUGUCAAUGUUUGCAAAAAUGCACAAUUUAAUUAAGGAUGACACAAGUGUAGACUUAGUCAUUGAGAAUCUACAUCUUUGGCCAUUAAGUAUCAGUAAUGUUAAUGGAUAUAAUAUUAAAACAAUUGCUGAGUCACUGUCACAGCUACUAAAAUUAGCAAUCAAGAUAUAUCCAACAAAUGCAGCAUGGAUACGAAUGCAAGGCGAUUUAGAGUAUGUAAAUGGAAAUAAUGAAGCAGCAAUGAAGUUCUACGUUCAAUCAUUAAUAAUAUCAACUGAAUAUUGUGCAUUGCCAAUUCAACGUCCAGUAAUUGACGAGAAUAUCAUCAAGAAAAUGAUCAAAUGCAGUUCAAAUCUUGGAUGUUAUUUACAAGCUGCAGUUUUAUGCCAAUUUGUUGAGGAUGUUGAUUAUACACUCGCAUUUAAGCUUCUCCAAGAAAAAAGUAGUAAUUUUCAAGAUGCUAUGGAUAGCUAUUACUCACUAAUAUGGGAUACAACACUUCUUGAGUACAUAAUUAAUUUGCAUGCUAAAAAAGGCGAACAUAAACGUCGAUUACAAGCUAUUUCCUACAUCCGACAAUUAGAGUUGAAUGCAAACAAUAGCGAGGAAGUAAAACAAAAGGCUGCAUCGGUUAGAAAAAGCAAAUUUGUACGAUCCUUAGCGAACCAAUAUUUGUAAAACAAUAAUUAAGAAAACUGCAAAUAAAAUAACGUGUUUUAAGAAUUUGAAA
This is a messenger RNA of Chironomus riparius, 7443 nucleotides long. The record is from the annotation of a GenBank genome assembly. NCBI's taxonomy places the organism in Eukaryota, Metazoa, Arthropoda, Insecta, Diptera, Chironomidae.